This is a messenger RNA of Drosophila takahashii, 963 nucleotides long. RefSeq names its product spaetzle-processing enzyme. Lineage: Eukaryota; Metazoa; Arthropoda; Insecta; Diptera; Drosophilidae. Gene Ontology annotation, biological process: proteolysis. Gene Ontology annotation, molecular function: serine-type endopeptidase activity. The record is from RefSeq and is a predicted model, not a curated record.
AUGACGUCGGCCGAGAAACAAAUAUUUCAGAACAGGAGUUGCGGCUAUGACCCGUAUGGAAGCGCAGAAGUGCACAGGGCUUUCGUCUGCUGUCCGGAUUAUGGCGACUUCCUGCCAGACUUCUGCGGACAAGGACCUCCCGUUUAUCGUAUUGCGGCUGGCAAAGAGGCUCAACCCAAUUCGUAUCCCUGGAUGGCCAUGCUACUCUACAAGAAUACUCUGUACUCCGGGCAGAAUCUUGUCCCGAAGUGCGCGGGCUCCCUGAUCACCAAUCGCUAUGUGCUGACCGCAGCCCACUGUGUGCACGUAAGUGGGUUUCAACUCAAGAGUGUGCGACUGGGUGAGCACAAUAUCUCCUCCAAUCCCGACCACAUAAUACAGGAACUGUACGCUCCUCCGCAUCUGGAAAUAAAUGUCGAACAGAUUAUUAAGCAUGAGGAGUUCCACAACGUAGAUAAUAGAAAGUACUAUAACGACAUCGCUCUUUUGCGACUCGAAAUUAUAGUACGGUACACACGUCAAAUCAUACCGAUUUGCAUUUUGACUGGCCAGGAAUCCUUUGAUCCCUAUCCCUUCCUUAUAAACUCCACUUUGCAUAUAGCCGGCUGGGGCUAUUCGCAUAUGCAGGAAUUCAGUAAAAUAUUGUUAGAGGCCAAAAUCAAGAUACGAAACCCAGACGAGUGCUUUAGAAAGUAUCCUUUUUUGGGAUUAAACAAAGAGUCUCAAAUUUGUGCCGGUAAUGAUGGAAAGGACACUUGCGAAGGAGACUCUGGUAGCCCCUUAAUGGCGCCAAUGCGAUGGGGCGAAAAUGAAUUCGUAUACUUAGCGGGUAUCACGUCCUAUGGAGGUAGCUUUGACCGGACAUGCGGAUAUGGACCAGCGGCUUACACAAAAACUUCGAAGUUUCUCGAUUGGAUAAGACGAAAUAUGUUUAAGCUCGAACCAAAUAUCAAUUUCUUUUAA